Molecule: messenger RNA, 2972 nt
Organism: Colletes gigas
Lineage: Eukaryota; Metazoa; Arthropoda; Insecta; Hymenoptera; Colletidae
Product: transmembrane protein 114
Exons: 7
Coding region: 1048-1788 (246 amino acids)
Cellular component (GO): plasma membrane
Source: RefSeq, a predicted model, not a curated record
GGCAGCUUGUGUAUGUGGUGGAAUCCACGAUUACUUUCACGGUUUAUUUCGAACGACCAGUUACACCGAGACAAAACCGGAUAACCGAAGCGGGCGUCGAAUGGAAUCCUGGCCGUUUCGUCGUCGAACGAUACCGCGGUAAAAAGAUAACUGAGGUGGUUCGGACCAAACAUUACAUAACAAUGAAAUAAACAAGAAAGAAGAAGUCCCAAACAUAUAAAAAGGAAUGGAAGUCACCGAAUGGAAUUCAUCGAGCAUAAUGACGAGAGUAACCAGAAUGAGUGCCAGGGAAAAAUAGUGAAAAUGCUUGACAUUUAAAUUGAGUUGAAGAGAAACAAAGCUUAAAAGAAAAAAAUACCGGGGAAUCUUUUAUUCAGAGGAGAAAUAUUCGACAAAGAGUAAAAGAAGGAGAACUGUGUUGAAAUCAAAGGAAAAUAUAGCAGAACGUCUGAAAGUUAAUUUAAAACAAUUUUAUGAACGCAACAACGACGGAUAAAGAUGCUUUUAAGGCAAUGAAAGAAUCAGUAUGCGAUAUCCGUAUUAAAAGAAUACUUGAAACUAACUUGAGAUAAACUUAGAACCAAUAAUUAUGGAAUCGAGUGAAAAAGUGAUCGUUUAAAAUGCGAAAAUCGUAAAAUUUUUAUAAAAUGUGUAUAAAGUUUGAUUAAUUUACAACAGCGGGGCAUCAGAGAUUAAAUGUUAGUAACCGUGAUAAACAGUUUCAUGUAAAGUAAACGCGAUCUCCAUAUCAAAUAUAACUAACGAGACAAAUUAUCAAAGAAAACUCAAAAGACAUGAAAUUACCGAAGAUUAGUUUUGUUGCUUUAAAAUAUGCAUAGUUUUUACGUCAAGUAUGUAAUCAAAGAAAUACUGAUAGAAAUGUUGUGAGAACCUUUUUCCCGUGAUUCAUGCAUAACAAAUGAAGAUCUGUAGCGUGGUGGUGCAUUAGUUACGCAAACGGAUUAAAUCAGACCGCAAAGGAAAGUAAUAUCGUACAAUUUUCACCGGAUACGAGUUUUCAAAUUGAUAUUGAGAAAAUUAAACGAAAUGGCGAGCCGAAUGAAGUCGCUGUAUAACCAGGUUAUCUUUGAGAGGCGAAUUCUUUUGGGUUGCACGGUUCUCGUGGGACUGUCGGUUUGCAUAUGGUCGGUGGCUAUUGGAACCGAUCAUUGGUUCACCCUUCAAGCACCGGGCGAAGGGGGUUUACCUCUCGGGGAUGCUGGCAGACCCGGUAGAAGAUUGAUUUACAAACACAUGGGUCUCUGGAGAGGCUGCACUCAUGGCAUAGAACCGGGACCAGGAAAUUCCACCAGCCCUUACGUCGAGUGCAAGAAUCAGAAUAUGUUCCCGAACGAAACGCAGAUCAAACUGGAUCCAGGAUUGAACAGAACCGUCAUCAAUUAUUCGAGGACACAGGUAUCGUUCGCAGUAAUCAGCUUGUUUGUGAUGGUAAUGAGCUUUUGUUUCUCGAUUUACACGUUCCGGAAUCCACGGUAUAUGUUCAAACGGCUGGCCGGUGGAAUACAUUUCAUUAGUGGUGCUUGCAACAUGGUGGUGAUACAGGUGCUGUUGUCUUCGAUCGAGUUCGAGAGUAAAUACGUGCACGCGACGUUUCCAAAGGGCGUGAUCAUGAGGUACGAUUACUCCCUGAUUUUGGCCUGGAUCGUGUUCCUCUGCAACCUUCUGUCGGGCUGCGCCUUCAUGCUGUUCUCCAGGAAGAGGAAGAGGGACAAGGCGCCGACGGAAGAGAUCGCAAUGGCCGAUGAACCGACCAUCAUCGGUCGUUGAUUCGCUCUCCCGUUUAUUUGUAAUUUGUGACCAUAGAAACUCGUGUCGGAAGAAACUUGUGAUCCAGGGAAUAUCGAUGAAACGAAAAGACGUACGCGUAAGCGUCGCACGUGAUGUAUGUAACAGGACAAUUGUUCGAAGACUCGCUUGAAAGCUUGAUGCAUUUUGUGGUCAUUUGAUAGGAAAUUGGGUGACAGUGCACUGGCCGGUGUCUUAAUUGCGUAAGCUCUGAUCGUUCAUUGAAAUAUCUUCGAAUAAACAUUUCAGCUUUCGCGUAUCUUAACUAUAUCGAACUUUGUUUCGUUUCAUUUUUUAUAGAUCAAAAGGAUGCUCCGAUUUUUAAUCGUAAAUAUGAGAAUGCAAUUGAAAUUUAAGAGUUAGUUGUUUUCAUCGAGUUCAAACUGAUUGCCAACAACGGUUGAAAGUUAAAACACGAGUGCACUGCCAUUCUUCGAAUCUCUACCUCCUCCAAACGAUUAAAUUAGUCAGCACAAUUGCGAACGUACUGCAUUUCAGCGAAACAAUUGACAAAUAAGGACCCGUCUCACUGUUUUGAUACAAAUUACUGAUAAUCAAAAGAAAUGUUUACUAUUUUUCUACCACAUCAGAUUAUCGAAAUUUAGGAUAUUUAUUAAUCGGGACCACUGAGCAUAAAUCAAAGGAUCUCGUUUACUUCAUUUUGUCAAAAUAGUACUAAUUGAUUUUACGGCGAAUGGGAUUAAAAAUAAAACGGUGCUUUCUACAUUUGAAGCGAUUCGAUUCUUGUGUUCAGGGAAAUUCAAUGUUUUUAUUCACGCACGUAGAAUGUUCCGAUAGCAAUAAUCUUUGCGUAUUUACGGUUGACUGAGAAAAUACCUGAACGUUAUCUCUGGCAAGAAGUGUUAAUUUAAAUAAAACUAUUUUUAUUUUCUUAAACUUCUUAUCAGAAUCUGUUGGGACGUUGAAAUUCUAUCUCUUUUCAAAGUCGUGAAGUUAAAUAAAUUACUCUGUAUAUCUUCAAUUUUCGAGCAUGAAAGUUUAAUGAAGAGUCAGGGGGCGUGCACGAUAUUCACAUUUUAAACUAAAAAAAGUCUCUACCGUUCGCGCAGGCGUUACGAAAUGUAAUCAAAGAAUUUUUCAUGUUGAUAUGAAAGUAACACUAUUAGUCUCUAUUUAAUAUGAAAAUUUUUAUUUUUUACCAUAUA